Molecule: messenger RNA, 2253 nt
Organism: Parasteatoda tepidariorum (common house spider)
Lineage: Eukaryota; Metazoa; Arthropoda; Arachnida; Araneae; Theridiidae
Product: cleavage and polyadenylation specificity factor subunit 6
Molecular function (GO): RNA binding
Source: RefSeq, a predicted model, not a curated record
ACUUUUUUAACUGUAAACUUCACCUUGAAUGAAAUUCGCCGAGGAGCUUGCAUAUCUUGAUAAAUGUAAGGAAUUAAAUUUUCAUAACUAUCAUUCAUAAACUCAUUAAUGCAUUUAAGUUAUCACUCUAUUGUUAUUUGUAAAAGUCAAUUGCUCUAGUCAAUGAUUAAAACCAAUGUUUAGGCCAUGUAACAGUUAUACGUAGAAUAGCUUGCGUAGUCGCCAUUUUAUUGUUGAAUUAUUAUGCUAUAAUAUUUUAACCGUAUCUAGAUUGGGAAAAUAAAAGAAGUUAAUAAAACAGAAAACUAUUGAUUUAGUUAUUGUGGCACUCAGUAUAUUUUAUAUUCUGCUUGUUAAAGUUAGCUAAUAAAAUGGCGGAUGCUGAUAUUGAUUUGUAUGCAGACGAUAUAGACCAUGAUUUCAAUCAAGACGGUGACUAUAAUCAUGAUACUAAUGUAGAUCUUUAUGAUGAUGUUAUUACUGCCCCAUCUGAUGAUCAUCAUAAUGAUGAAGGACGACCAUCGUCUGCUGGUAGCGGUGCUUCUCCGCACCAUUCCCGCCAUGGUGGUAAAAGAGUCGCCGCCUACGUUGGAAAUUUGACGUGGUGGACAACUGAUAAAGAUUUGACUGAAGCAAUGCAAAGUCUUGGUGUUAAUGAUAUUUUAGAAAUAAAAUUUUAUGAAAAUCGUGCAAAUGGUCAAUCUAAAGGGUUUUGUAUUGUUGCCCUAAGUUCUGAAAAUUCUCUCCGUAUAAUAAUGGAAAAAUUGCCAAAGAAAGAGCUACAUGGCCAAAAUCCUGCAGUGACUGCUUGUACUCGGCAAAAUUUGAAUUACUUUGAGCUGCAAUCUAGAAAAGGCGGGCAUGGUGGUGGGAAUCGUCACGAUAAUUCUAAUGAAAGGCGCAGCAGGGAUCGAGACAGAGAACGUGAUCGAGAUGGUAGAGAUAAUAGGAAUGAUAGUAGAGGUAUGCAACAAGAUCGAUCCAGAAAUCGUGGCAAUGCGAAUCAAGGAUAUCAGCAACAAAAAAUGCCUCCUGGGCCUCAUAUGCAACCACCUCCACAAGGACCACCUCCUCCACAAUAUCAACCUGGACGAACCCCGUGGAUGUCGGCUCCUCCUCCCCAAAUUCAAAUGCCUCCUCCACCUGGACGACCUGGAGCUCCUCAGGUGAACACUGGUGCACCUCCUCCACCACCGGGAUUGCAAGCUCCGCCACCUGUUAGACCUGGACCACCACCUCCAAAUAACUUGAGGCUCCCACCUCCGAGAGGUCCUUUGCCUCCAAUGGGUCCUAGAGGCAUACCUCCACCUGACACCAGGGGACCACCUCCUACAAAUGAUUGGGACCGUCAUUUAUCACAGCCUCCACCACAGCAUGUUGGCUUACCUCCACAACCUGUUGGACCGCCUAAUAGGCCUCCUCCUCCGGUUCCAGCUCCAGGGCAAGGUAUGCCCCCAGCAAUACCGCCACCUGCACCACCGAUUCCAAGUCCUCAUAUUAAUCCUGCAUUCUUUCACCAGCAAGGAGUGCCGCCUGGACUUGCUCCUGCAUCUCAAGCUCCAGACUUAUACAAUCGACCUCCUCCUGUUCAAUUCUCUGAUUAUAGAUCAAUCACUGACAGAGGUCCUGAACCUUCUUCAUCAAUAAGUGAUGCUGAAUUUGAAGAAAUCAUGGGUCGCAAUCGUACUGUGUCUAGUAGUGCCAUCGCUAGAGCGGUUGCUGAUGCAAGUGCUGGAGACUAUGCCAGUGCUAUUGAAACUCUUGUUACAGCUAUAUCUUUGAUUAAGCAAUCCAAAGUUGCGAAUGAUGAAAGGUGCAAAAUUUUGAUUAGUUCUUUGCAAGAUACGCUGCAUGGCAUUGAAUCUAAGUCUUAUGGUUCUCGAAGUAAAGAUAGAGCUCGUUCUCGUGAACGAGAGAGGUCGAGAGAGAGAUCUUCAAGAAGGGAAAAAUCAAGUCGUCGUGAUCGUUCACGAAGCAGAGAUAGAGAGUAUAGGGAUCGUAGCAGAGAAAGAGAUCGAUAUCACGAUGAUCGCUAUCGUGACAAAGAUAGAGAUCAUGACCGAGACCGUAGAAGCUCCCGACACUAAAUGUUUUGCUAUCAAAUAUGGCAUCUAACAGGCUGUAAACCUAAUCGUGAUGGAAGUGGCAAAGAAGGUAUCUGGCCCUCACCGGUUAGGAGUUGUUGAAGGUUAUCAAGGGAGAAAAAAUGAAAUUGUGUUACAUCCUCCCCAUGAGAAUUCAACUAUCAUUGGA